UCCAUCCAUUCAUGCAGGUUAGUCUCGAUGAAAAUAGGUAGGCUAAGUAAAAAAAUAACAUUUACUCGACAUGACAGAGAUGUCCGUGGAAGGCAACCUACUCUACAUUUCAAGCGGAUUUACCUGAUCUCCUGCCCAGAACUUUCCUCAUCAGGGAUAUGGACAUCAAGCCGCUCUCCAAGGGCUGACUCCCUCUCCUCCUCUGUCCGCCGGCGUUGGAUCUGCCAGGGUCGGGUUGCUAGUUGGCACAAGUACAUUAUAAAUGUUUUGAAAUGGGGUGAAACCAGAAGGUACCUGAACUUAUCCAGGUCAUCUAUAUUUAACCAGGACAGUCCACUUGUCAACAACCGUGACUGUUUUCCAGGGAGCAGCCUAUUUUUGUUUUUCCGUUUAAAAAAGUUUUGCUGCCAACCCGUGUCCUCCUGACUGAAGCCGACUUAGGAGGGCAGACAGGCGGACUGGUCUCCAGGAGGAUGCCUGGGCAGGAUGUGUUCCAGCCGGAAAAUUCUGUGGAGCCUGCUGCUGCUGUCAGUGUUGGAGGUGGGGCUGGGGGUCUCCAGUAUCGUCCUGGGAGCCGUUGGGCUCAGCCGGGUCAGGGAGGAACACAAACCACAGCAAGGAGAUGCUUCACCUAUCUGGAGCGGCCUGUGUUUUCUCAUCUGUGGGAUGUGUGGAGUCCUGUGUGCUAGGAAGAGGACUGGACUCAUCAUGAUUCUGUUCUCAGCCUGCUGUAUCUGUGGUCUGAUUGGAGGGAUUCUCAACUUCCAGUUCGUUCGGGCAUUGUCACGACGGCAGGACUCUCUCCGCUCGCUACACCUGGCAGCCAUGACCAUUGCCUGCCUGGGUAUCUCUUCCUGUACUCUCUCUACCUGGUUGACCUGUCGCCUGGCCAGUUCAGAACAACAGAGGAUGUUUCUGGAGAGAGAACACUCACUGCACCACUCACAUGAGAUGGCUGAGAAGGAACCAUACACACACGGAUCUUUUGAGAUCCUGGACAACUCCAGCAACGGGAUUCCCCAGAUCUCCUACAACAGCAACACCACCUCUCUUUGACAACAGACACACAUUGUUGCCCUGACAAUGGAUACACCUCGUUGCCCUGACAAUGGAUACACCUCGUUGCCCUGACAAUGGAUACACCUCGUUGCCCUGACAAUGGACACACCUUGUUGCCCUGACAAUGGACACACCUUGUUGCCCUGAUAACAGACACACCUCGUUCUGCUGACCAUGGGGUGGUAUCAUCCAACAGAGCCGAGCAGCACUAUUACACAGUUGUGUGUGGAGAACUUCAGCACAGAAAUGAACACUCUUCUUGGACAACUUGUUACUAGUUCUGAUAGUUCUAACAGACAGUCACAUGACCUCAUGUGCAUGCAAUCAAUUUGUAAUCUUUCUCUCUCUAUCUGUCUCUCUCUCUCUCUGGCUAUAUGAAUGCAGGUAUACUGUGUUUGAAGGAAACAUGCUAUAGCUAUCUGAUGUAGAGCAGAAUAUGGAAUGCUUUAAAUAUUAUAUAUGCAACCAACAAUGCAAACUGAAUAUCAGUGGUGGCCAACCAUCCUCCUGGAGAGCUACUGGAUUUGCAGGCUUAUGCUCCAGCCCUGCUCUAACACACAUAAUUAAGUUAAUUAAGAUCCUGGAGACUGAACACCAAGCUCUCAAGGAGGUGGGUUGACUAACCCUGCUGUAUAUUCAUGCUUGUAUAUCAGGAAAACAAACAUUAUCUAUGGAGUGACAAUAUGUUUCUUUUGGCUUCUA
Oncorhynchus masou masou (cherry salmon) is the source of this 1761-nucleotide messenger RNA. Its product is annotated as transmembrane protein 196. The transcript is spliced from 5 exons. Lineage: Eukaryota; Metazoa; Chordata; Actinopteri; Salmoniformes; Salmonidae. The record is from RefSeq and is a predicted model, not a curated record. Bases 487 to 1056 code for a protein of 189 amino acids.